AUGCACUCCGCUCCCAAACUCAAAGACCCCUCCCUCCUUAUUUCCCAAGCCUAUGUCAAUGGCAAAUUCGUCAACGCCGCCUCCUCUGAGACGUUUGACGUCUAUGAUCCUGGCACAGGCAAGAAGAUAGGUUCAUGUGCCGAGCUUAACGCAGAGGACACAAACAAGGCCAUUGCCGCGGCGGUGGAUGCAUUCGUCUCCUUCCGAAAGACUCUCCCGCGGGAGAGAGCCACAAUGCUGCGAAAGUGGUAUGACCUGAUGAUGGAGAAUGCCGAUGACCUGGCUACCCUGAUAACCUGGGAGAACGGCAAGCCCUUCAACGACGCCAAGGGCGAAAUCGUCUAUGCGGCCAACUUCUUCCAAUGGUUCAGCGAAGAGGCGCCCCGAAUAUACGGGGAUACUAUCGGAGCUUCCAUUCCGGGCAAUAGAAUCAUGACUUGGAAACAACCCGUCGGGGUCUGCGGUCUAAUCACCCCCUGGAACUUCCCAGCGGCCAUGAUUACACGAAAAAUCGGCCCUGCCCUCGCUGCAGGAUGUACCGUAGUCGCCAAAACCCCUGGGGAGACACCUUACACAGCCAACGCCAUCGCAGAGCUCUCCCGCCGAGCAGGUAUCCCUCCGGGCGUGGUGAAUAUCGUCACCGCCAUGAAAAACACGGCGGAAAUUGGAUUGGCUCUCACCACCGACCCACGGGUUAAAAAGGUCUCGUUCACGGGAUCGACAAACGUGGGCAAACUCCUCAUGAAACAGUCGUCGUCGACGCUGAAAAAGCUGUCGUUCGAACUCGGUGGCAAUGCUCCCUUUAUCGUCUUCGACGACGCACCCGACCUAGACGCAGCAGUGGCAGGGGCAAUAGCGUGUAAGUUCCGGUCCUCGGGACAGACAUGCGUGUGUGCGAACCGAAUCUACGUGCAAGAAGGAAUCUACGACGCCUUCGCCCAGAAGUUUACCGAAAAAGUCAAAAACUUUAAAGUCGGUUAUGGUUUUGACGAUGGCGUGACCCACGGCCCCGUCAUCCACGACCGCGCAAUCGCCAAAGUAGAAUCACACGUGCAGGACGCGACGAAGAAGGGCGGUAAAAUCCUCUGCGGAGGUAACAAAUUGCCCGACCUGGGAUCCAAUUUUUACGCCCCGACAGUUAUCGCCGGCGCGACGAAUGACAUGAAACUCGCGCACGAAGAGACAUUCGGCCCCGUGGCCGGGUUGUUUCCAUUCAAGACGGAAAAGGAAGUCGUCGCGCUUGCUAAUGGUACCGAGGUGGGGUUGGCGGGAUACUUCUUCUCCCGGGAUGUUGGACGCAUUUACCGCGUGGCAGAGGCGCUGGAGGUUGGCAUGAUUGGUGUCAACACCGGAUUGAUCUCCGACGGCGCCGCUCCUUUCGGAGGUGUAAAAGAGAGCGGAUUUGGAAGGGAAGGAAGCAAAUAUGGUGUUGACGAGUAUGUCGUCAUCAAGAGUGUGACAGUGGGAGGAAUCAGCAACGAGUUGCAAGGCUGA
Molecule: messenger RNA, 1494 nt
Organism: Cladophialophora psammophila CBS 110553
Lineage: Eukaryota; Fungi; Ascomycota; Eurotiomycetes; Chaetothyriales; Herpotrichiellaceae
Product: succinate-semialdehyde dehydrogenase
Exons: 1
Coding region: 1-1494 (497 amino acids)
Biological process (GO): GABA catabolic process
Molecular function (GO): succinate-semialdehyde dehydrogenase (NAD+) activity
Source: RefSeq, a predicted model, not a curated record